Messenger RNA from Rotaria sordida, 1575 nucleotides. The record is from the annotation of a GenBank genome assembly. NCBI's taxonomy places the organism in Eukaryota, Metazoa, Rotifera, Eurotatoria, Philodinida, Philodinidae.
AUGUUUUCAAAUAAAUUUCAACAUGUUGUUCAAAAUAAAAUUUCAAAAUGUCUUGAUCAAGUAAUUGUUGAAAUUCAACAACAACAAAAACAACUUGUUAUUUAUGCUCAAUCAGAAAUGGAAAAUAAUGUUGCUAAACUUGAUACAAAACAAUCUUCAUCAAUUGAUCGAAUCGAAAUAGAACAAAAACCUCUUGUUGAUAUUAAUUUAGGAAGUGAACAUGAUUUGGAUGAUUGUAUUCAUCAACGUGGUCCUAAACGUGGUGCAGAAAAAGCAAGUCUACUUACUCCAAUUGAAGAAGAACGUCAACAACAACUUUAUGCUGCUUCUAAUACACAAACAGCAAAUUUACCUGAUCAACUUGAAAAAGAACUUAAUGAACGACAAGAACAUAUUCUUGAAAGAGGUCGUCAACUUUUGAGUGAUUUAAUUAUAAAAGCUGUACCAAUUGAAUCAUCAAAAUCAACUUACGUCGAAUGGCAACUUUUAUCUACUUAUCAACCAACAUCAGCAUCAUGUAAAACAGAUGAAAGUCCAGGUGAAGUUAAUGAUUUUAAUAAUACAAAUAAUGGUCAAACACAUACAUAUAAUGAUCAACAAUACCAACAAAAUGAUUGUUCAUUAUCAUCAUUAAUUCCACCACAACAUAAAUCUAAACAAACAUGUCUAAAAACAAAAGAAAUUAGUUGUACAACAGAUGAUGGUUUUUGGAUACAAAAACAAUAUUAUAAUGAAUUAGAUGAUACAUCAAAAGAAUUAUUUGAUUCAUUAAUGGAUAAAUUAGAAAAAAUUCGUAUAGCCAAUGAAGAAAAUGCAGCUAAAAAACAACAACAUCUUGUUGAAAGAACAAGAUCAAAUAAAUCAUCUGUUUUUAAUUCAACUAUUUCAUUAUCAACAAUAACACAAUCAAAUGAUGAAAAAGAUUUAACAAUUAAAUUAACAGAAGAUGAACAAAAUAAUAAGGACUACAUCAUCAAUUAUUUUGGCUUUACGUAUAUCACUGAAUUAUUGCUUGGUGGGAUUGCUCAAAUGACAACUGUGAUAAACCAAUCAUCGAUUGUUCCAUUACAACAGGAAGGUAUAAGUGCCACAGAGAUGGUUCAAUUGUCAUUUAGCAAAAUAUUUAAUUUCAACUACAACGAAAAUGAAAUGGAGAACUUGAGCAAAUUUGAAACAUUUCAACGCUAUGUUAAAUCAUCGAUGGCAACCACUAUUGGUGGUGAGAUAUACAAGAACGAUCAAAAGCUUAAUGAAUGGUUUCAGACAAUUCGUGACAAUCCAGUUAUAAUAAAGUUCACCAUUCAAUCUAUUUUCGAUUUGAUAACACCUGAACGUUUUCCCAAUGACACUAAUAUUCAAGAGAAAGCAGGUUACAUCAUGCAAGCACUCGAAGAGUAUGUCAACAAGACGUCUACAGUCUAUUGUGAAAAUCAAUGCACAAAUGCAGCACAGGGUACCUGUCAACCAUUGGGUGCCUAUGCUUAUGGUAUAUGUGUAUGUUCAAAUGGAUUUUCGGGCUUUGAUUGUAGUCGUCCGCCUCCACCCACUACGACAACGGUUGCUCCAACAGUCUAA